Molecule: messenger RNA, 1078 nt
Organism: Folsomia candida
Lineage: Eukaryota; Metazoa; Arthropoda; Collembola; Entomobryomorpha; Isotomidae
Product: C-factor-like
Exons: 6
Coding region: 219-974 (251 amino acids)
Source: RefSeq, a predicted model, not a curated record
AAAAAUUUCAAACUUUGACCCGCCAUAACUUUCGAACGGAGCGUUUCCGCGCUUUCGGACUUCGAUAUUCUUGUUCAGCUCGUCGAACUGAACAAAAUGACAUAUCACCCGACCCAAUAACGAUCCGCCCCUAUUCUAAAAUUUUUCCCAGAUACUAUAUAUCUUGCAUAUAACCCAAGUUCUUUAAAAAUUCCAAUCUGACUACAGUUUCUGCAAGAAUGUCAAAAUCGAAAAAUAUUUUCAUCACCGGCUGCAACCGUCCAAACGGUAUUGGAUUUGGGUUGGUAAAACAAAUGCUGGAUCGGUACAAUCCGGAACAUUUGUUCGCGACUUGUCGAAAUCCAGCGGAUGCAAAGGAAUUGAAUGAAUUAGCUGCCAAUUAUGGGAAUUUACAUGUCAUUGAGCUUGAUACUGUGGACACCGAAAAAUUUGGCGACGUUGUGUCGCAAGUGGACAAGGUGACGGGUGGGGAAGGGAUAAAUCUUCUCAUAAACAAUGCCGCAAUUUUGGAACAACCUCAAAGUUCGAUUCACCAGCUAAACAAGGAUUUGUUCAUGAAGCACUUAGAAGUGAACACGGUCGCUCCAAUUUUGCUGACCAAGGCAUUCCUUCCACUCUUGGAGAAAGCAGCAGCGAAUUCCAAUUCGCCCUCGGGGAUUCAGAAAGCUGCAAUUGUCAACAUUUCAACAAAAGUUGCUUCAAUUGCUGACAACACGGGAGGUGGGAUGUAUUUGUAUCGAAGCAGCAAGACCGCUCUGAACAUGGCGACAAAAUGUUUAAGCUUGGAGUUGAAGAAUAAAGGUAUCGUGACCCUUAUGUUGCAUCCCGGCUGGGUUCAGACGGAUUUGGGAGGUCCCAAUGGAACGUUGACUACUGAACAGAGCGUCACCGAAAUGACAACAGUGAUUGAAAAAUUGGGUGCUGACGACAACGGGAAAUUCUUCAAUUAUGAUGGACAAGAAAUCCCGUGGUAAAAAUGUGAAGAUUGAUCAAGUCAGUAAUGCUUGGUUCUAAAAUCUAAAAUGUGACCUAAUUCCAAAGCAUUGAUAUGAAUGUCAAUAAAAAAUGUAACGUUUAA